This is a messenger RNA of Closterium sp. Naga37s-1, 528 nucleotides long. The record is from the annotation of a GenBank genome assembly. Lineage: Eukaryota; Viridiplantae; Streptophyta; Zygnematophyceae; Desmidiales; Closteriaceae.
AUGCAGGGCAUUCACCAGGUCGAUCUCACGGUUGUGCAUUCCCUGGUCCGCCGCAUGAUCAUCUUCAUCAGUGAACGCUACAUCGACUGCGGGAACAUUUUGGCGCGGAUUCAAGCAAGCGACUGUCGCCCUUCCUUGCGCGUCACUCGUGAAGCCGCACCGUCACGGCAGAAGGCGUGGAUGGUGACGGACGCUCUCAACGCCACAUUUCGCUUGCACGGGGAAGAGCUGACGGGGUACAGUGACGCGCCUCGUAACCUGGAGUCUUGCUUCAAGACCUGUCGUUCCUAUGUGCUGUCGGCAGUGGACAACCUGCAGCGGAGAUUCAAGGACCUCGACACCUUGAACGGCUCUAAGCUGUUCAUGCCCGACACCUGGCCGCGGGACACUGCUUCACGGAAUGACGAGUGUGUGGCCCACCUGGACGCUCUAUUCCAGAUGUUCCACAUCGGCGAGAGGCGGGAGGUGCUUCCUGGUGGGUUGCGGAUGCCAGUUGAAGCAGUUCCAACGCGCAUAACCAUGAUCUAA